Zonotrichia albicollis (white-throated sparrow) is the source of this 2306-nucleotide messenger RNA. The record is from RefSeq and is a predicted model, not a curated record. Lineage: Eukaryota; Metazoa; Chordata; Aves; Passeriformes; Passerellidae.
GCUCAGCGCUGGCGCAAUGAGAACUUCGAGCGGCCCGUGGACCUGGAGGGCUCCGGGGACGACGAUCCCUUUGGGGAGGAUGAGCUGGACGACAUCUACUCUGGUUCUGGCUCGGGGUAUUUCGAGCCAGAGCCGGGGCUGGACACGGCCGUGAGCCUGACCACGGACACGCUGGUGACACGAGAAAAGCACGGCCUUGCCACCCACGGCCACCACGCUGCCGCCCACUGAGGCCCCCCAGAUGGAGCCAGGGGAGGUGACAACAGCCCCCGACAAGGAGCCAGAGGUGCCGGCCAGCAGCGGCCCCAGUGGGGACUUCGAGAUCCGGGAGGAGGAGGAGACGACUCGUCCCGACCUCGGGAAUGAGGUGGUGGCUGUGGUGACACCGCCAGCAGGGCCGGGGCCCGGCAGGAACGUGGAGACGGGGCUGUUGGACAACACGAUAGACUCGGGCAACUCGGCCGCUCAACUGCCCCAGAAAAACAUCCUGGAGAGGAAAGAGGUGUUGAUAGCGGUGAUUGUGGGCGGCGUGGUGGGCGCCCUUUUCGCCGCCUUCCUGGUGAUGCUGCUCAUCUACCGCAUGAAGAAGAAGGACGAGGGCAGCUACACCCUGGAGGAGCCCAAGCAGGCCAACGUCACCUACCAGAAGCCCGACAAGCAGGAGGAGUUCUACGCGUAGACGGAGAGCCCGGAGUGCCUCACGCUUCCUCCCUCCCUCCCUCCCCGCUCCAAACCCUCCUCCUCCUCUCCUCCAUCCAGUCUCUCUCUCCCCUCCCUCCUCUCUCUCUUUUUUUGGGAUCAGACUGUGAAUUUUUAAAAGCAAAACCCGCAGCGGCUGAAGGAGGAAACGCGUCCUUGGCAUGGGGGGCACGGGGUGCCCGGAGCAGAACUGGGGUCACACUGAACACUGCCAAGGUGACACCGAGCAUUGCUGUGGUCACAUGGAGUGUGCCCAGGUCAUGUCAAGCAGUGCCCAUGUCACAUCAAGCAGUGCUGCCAUCACACCAAGCACCCCAAGAUGACACUGAGCACUGCUGAGGUGACACUGAGCAGUGCUGUGGUCACACAGAGUGUGUCCAGGUGUUGCCCUAUCUGUUACAGUCCAGGUCACGUCAAGCAGUGCCAAGGUGACACUAAGCAGUGCCGUGGACACACCGAGCAGCGCUGAGGUGACACUGAGCACCCCAAGGUGACACCAAGCACCGCUGAGGUGACACUGAGCAGCGCUGGGGCCACACGGAGUGUGCCCAAGUCACAUCAAGCAGUGCCCAUGUCACAUCAAGCAGCGCUGUCGUCACACCAAGCAGAGCCAAGGUGACACUGAGCAGUACCACGGUCACACCAAGCAGUGCUGAGGUGUCACUGAGCAGUGCCAUGGUCACACUGAGUGUGCCCAGUCACAUCAAGCAGUCAAUGCUGCCAUCACACCAAGCAGCACCCAGGUGACACCAAGCACAACCAUGGUCAUACUGAGCACGCCAUGGUCACAGUGAGCAGCACCACAGUGACACCAAGCAGUGCCCGGGUCACGCUGAGUGGCGCCAAGGUGACACCGAGCACACCCGGGUCCCUCUGAACAGUGCCGUGGUCACACUGAGCACCCUGAGGUGACACCAAGCAGCACCAUGGUGACACUGAGCAGCACUGAGGUCACCCAGAACAGCGCCACGAUCACGCCGAGUACGCCCAGGUCACACCAAGCAGCGCUGCAGUCACAGUGAGCACCCCAAGGUGACACCGAGUGCACGUGGGUCACACCGAGCGCGCCACAGUCACACCGAGCACCCUGAGGUGACACUGAGCACCGCUGGCCUUUCUGCUGGCGGGAGGGACGGGACAUGGAGCCGAUGCCAAGGAGCCGAUGCCAAGGAGCCGAUGCCAGGGCAGCCGUGCCCGGGAGUGCCCUGGAGAGCACGGGAUGGGCUGCCCACGGUGCCUGGAGCUCAACUGGACUUUUCCCAACACCACCACCACAAACUCUGGGAUUCAGACCCCUCCUGCCAGCCCUGGGGCGCAGGGGGUUUGCUUUGGAUUUAUUGCCCUUAUUUUUCCGUCCAUAAAAGAAGGAGAUUCCCUUCCUUCUGUCUCGUCUUUAUUUUUUGGUUUUCCUUUGGAAUGGGGUUGGUCGCUCUGCAGGAAUCUCCUUCUGCUGGAAGAGAGAACGUGACUCUCCAACGCUCCUGGAGCCUUGGGAAAAGCACAAGGAGCUGGAAUACCUGGGAUUUGCUCCUGGAGUGGGGAAAAAAGGAAAUAAAUACAAACACUGGGAAUUAUCCCUUGGAUCAACAUUCUGGAGAGCUUGUGGA